AUGGCUGGGAAUGAUAAUCAACACUUCGAGCUGGAAGGUCACCGUCUUACAUGGAAUAGCUAUUGUCUGGCGCCCACUCCUAGUGCUGAUCUCGAAUUCCAACUAUGCAGGGAUGACUCCUCUGGCAAUCCUAUUGACUCACAGAACUGG
Molecule: messenger RNA, 150 nt
Organism: Perkinsus marinus ATCC 50983
Lineage: Eukaryota; Perkinsozoa; Perkinsida; Perkinsidae
Exons: 1
Source: RefSeq, a predicted model, not a curated record